AUGGGGAACCAAGGGUCCAAAGAAGGGGCCAAAAAGAUCACAUUUGGUCUGUCACCAUAUUUGGGGUUCUACACCAUCCACAUGAAAGCUCAGAAAACUAAAGACAAAUCCGCCGUCAAGGCGCUGUGGAACAAGGUGAACAAAUCCGCCGACGUGGUCGGAUGUGACACCCUUGGCAGGCUGUUCACCUGCUACCCUCAGACCAAGACAUACUUCUCCCACUGGUCCGAUCUCACACCGGGCUCUGGGCCCAUCAAGGAACACGGCAAAAUCAUCCUGUCUGGUGUGUGCCUGGCUGUGGAAAACAUCGAUGACAUCACCAAAGGCCUGCUGGAUCUGAGUGAGAAGCACGCCUUCCAGCUCAGGGUCGACCCAUCCAACUUUAAGUUUAUGGCCCACUGCCUCAUGGUCGUCAUCGCCACCUUGUUCCCGAAAGACUUCACCCCUGAGGUCCAUGCCUCUUUUGACAAAUUCAUGGACUGUGUUGCUCAGGCUCUGUCUGAGAAGUUCCGUUAAAAAAAUUUGACUGAAGCAUGUAACUACUGCUUAAAGAAUGGCUAAAUAAAAUGCAUUCAAACAACUCAACACAA
Molecule: messenger RNA, 590 nt
Organism: Boleophthalmus pectinirostris (great blue-spotted mudskipper)
Lineage: Eukaryota; Metazoa; Chordata; Actinopteri; Gobiiformes; Gobiidae
Gene: hbae5
Product: hemoglobin, alpha embryonic 5
Exons: 4
Coding region: 1-516 (171 amino acids)
Biological process (GO): hydrogen peroxide catabolic process; oxygen transport
Cellular component (GO): blood microparticle; hemoglobin complex; haptoglobin-hemoglobin complex
Molecular function (GO): haptoglobin binding; heme binding; oxygen binding
Source: RefSeq, a predicted model, not a curated record